This is a messenger RNA of Fusarium vanettenii 77-13-4, 1038 nucleotides long. RefSeq lists its product as uncharacterized. Gene Ontology annotation, biological process: lipid metabolic process. The record is from RefSeq and is a predicted model, not a curated record. Lineage: Eukaryota; Fungi; Ascomycota; Sordariomycetes; Hypocreales; Nectriaceae. The transcript has 5 exons. Bases 1 to 1038 code for a protein of 345 amino acids. Gene Ontology annotation, molecular function: phosphoric diester hydrolase activity.
AUGUCACACGAGAGACAGUCCCUGAUCGAUAAGGAUGCCCAAAGCGAGGCUAUCCCACGGGCACCCUGGGCAGCUGCCCGGCCGUCCCUCCGGGAUCCAUCCCGCCGUCUUCCGCAAGCAAUCGCGCAUCGCGGCGCCAAGGCCUACUUUCCGGAAAACACCAUGGCCGCUUUCCGGGGUGCACUCGGAGCCGGAUCCCAUGCCAUUGAGACGGAUGACCCAACUUUGAAGCGAUGCUUCGGCGUCGACGCCCGCAUAGCUGAUUGCUCGUGGGAGUACCUCAGCACCAUGCGCACACUCAAGGAGCCUCACGAGGUCAUGCCGCGGCUGCAGGACUUUCUCUCGUGGCUGGCACAGCCGCGCUUUGACGAGAUCUGGGUUGUGCUUGACAUCAAGCUUGAUGAUGACCCUAAUGAUUUGAUGCUUGCCAUCUCAAGGGCUUUUGAUAGUGUACAGGGGUCGGUGCCAUGGGAUCAACGUAUCGUGUUGGGAUGCUGGAACGUAAGUCGUGCAUCCUUCCUCCAGGCCGCCCGUCGACACCUCCCGACUUUCCCCCUCGCCCAUAUCAGCGCAUCCCUACUCUACUCGCACCACUUCCUCCGCGUCCCCAACCUCGGCUUCAACCUCAACCAAAAGAGCCUCGUGGGACCCCCAGGUCGCAUGUUCCUCCGCGAGCUCCAGCGCACUGACAAGCUCCUCCUGACGUGGACCGUCAACGAGCCGCGCUGGAUGGAGUGGUGCAUCCGACAGAACCUGGGUCGUUGGAGGACAUCCCCCGGUGCUGGCCCUGCACUCAUCGACGGGGUCAUCACCGAUGAUCCACGGCUGUACCUUGAUGUGUGUGAGCGUUUCGAAGAUGAGAUGGACGGCAAGGUCAUCCGUCCCAAGAUGGGACUAGCCCAGAAGGCGAAGGAAGAAGUAAAAGCCGUUUGCUCGGUGCUCUUCUUCCAUGUCCUGGUCAUGGCCUACCACAUCGUCAGAAGAGUCCAGGGAAAGUUUGACUAUCUCGAAGAUCGCAAGAGUUUGGAUAGACGGUAG